Postia placenta MAD-698-R-SB12 is the source of this 2169-nucleotide messenger RNA. RefSeq lists its product as hypothetical. The record is from RefSeq and is a predicted model, not a curated record. Gene Ontology annotation, molecular function: structural constituent of nuclear pore; phospholipid binding. The transcript is spliced from 9 exons. Gene Ontology annotation, cellular component: nuclear pore central transport channel; nuclear pore. NCBI's taxonomy places the organism in Eukaryota, Fungi, Basidiomycota, Agaricomycetes, Polyporales, Adustoporiaceae. Gene Ontology annotation, biological process: protein import into nucleus; RNA export from nucleus. The coding region runs from base 1 to 2169 and encodes 722 amino acids.
AUGAGUUUCUUCUCGCAAAACGCCAACUCAGGGACACAACCAGGUGGAUCCACUCUAGGGGCACCACCGACAAAUAACGCCACAUCAGGUUCCGGUACUACGAAUGUAUUUGGAGGCCCCUUGUUCGGAGGUGGAGGUACAGCUGGCUCAACAAGCGGAGGUACACAGCCAAGCACUAGUGGGGGGUCCUUAUUAGGAGGAACAACCUCAAGCACUCUUGCUAGUGGUGGUUCGUUCGGCUCAUCGAAUCCAGCACCAACCCCAGCUUCUGCAUUUUUUGGAAAUAACAACGCGCCGACACAACCAGCCACUGGGUCUGGUCUUUUCGGAAAUAACAGUGCGACGACACAAUCGGCCACUGGGUCUGGGCUAUUCGGAAAUAACAACGCGACCACACAACCAGCCACAGCCACUGGAUCUGGUCUUUUCGGAAAUAAUAGCGCCACGACACAACCGGCCACCGGGUCUGGUCUUUUUGGAAAUAACAAUGCGACGACACAACCAGCCACCGGGUCUGGUCUUUUUGGUACCCCCUCCAGUGCGACGCCAGCCAUCGGGGGUGGCAUCUCGGGCAACACAACCUCGACCACACCCGGUGGUGGGCUAUUUGGAAACGCUUCCCCUGCUACAGGUAAUAGUCUGUUCGGCAACACUGGUUCGGCUACAUCUGCACUGGGUGGUGGUCUGCUGGGCAACGCUACUUCUGCCACACCUGCCGCAGGCGCUACCAGUUCGACUACUCCUACGACAGGAGGAGCUUUGUUUGGUACUGCGAACAACACAGCCAAUGCCAAUGCCACUGCAGCAUCGACUGCAACUCCAGGCAGUGGGCUGUUUGGGUCGACUCCUGCUACCUCAUCAGGGACGAAUGCCUCGAGCGCACCAGGUACGCAGCCCACAACCAAUCUAUUCGGCGGUUUGGGUGCGAAGCCGGCGGAACAAGCGAGCUCUACAGCCGCUAAACCUGCAACUCUCAAUUCACCUGCAACAGGCACAUCGGGCGGUCUUUUUGGUUCGGUACCCAAGCCUGCAGAGAGCUCCUCCAAUACUACCAACUCGACCACGACAUCAGCUCCAUCUGGAGGGCUCUUCGGUGGCGCUUCGCUAGGAAGCAAGCCGAGUACUCCGGCACCUACUACCACCCUUACGCCGCCCACGCUGCCACCCUUCACACUCGGUGGGAAUACCGCGAAUACCGCGAAUAAGGAUGCGCCAGCGUCGAAGGAUGCAAGCUCAUCUGGCUCUUCCAUUCCCAACUUCUUCGCGAAGCCCAGCGAGAAAAAAGAUGCCCCUGCUACGUCCGCUCCCAGUACAUUGCCGUUCAGUCUCUUUCCGAACAAAGACAAGGACAAUGCAGCUGGCUCCACCGAGAAAAAGGAUGGUGCACCAGCCCCAUCGUCGAGUCUCUCAUUUCUUGGGGCCGGUGCUAUGAAGGAUAGUGACAAGUCGACCGGUGCGCAGGCUGGUACAUCUAACGCACCGAGCACCAGCGGGCCGCCAAUCGCAGUUCCGCCACCAUCAAUGCUCCGAGGCAAGUCGAUCGAGGAAAUUGUCAACCGCUGGGCGAUGGACCUCGAAGGCCAUGUUCGCGAAUUCAACAAGUUUGCCGGGGAGAUCGCUGUGUGGGACCGUGCUCUUAUCGAAAACAGCAACAACCUGGGGGCGUUAUACGCGCAUCUCGUGGCGGCGGAGCAAGAACAGAACGAUAUCGAUCAAUCCUUGGCUCACAUAGAACAGCAGCAGAAAGAUCUCGCGGCCACACUCGAUGCUUACGAAAGGUCAACAGAAGAGAUUCUUGGCGGGCAAGGGGGCAACCUUCGAGCCUUGGACACGGGUCCCGCCGACUCGGAGCGUGAUAAGAACUACAUGCUUGCAACCGAGCUACACGGUCAUCUCGAUGACCUGUCGGGCUCGCUCGCACAGAUGAUUGAUGCAGUGAACGGGCUCGCUCUUUCUUCCGACAAUACGACGCAGGACAAUGGCGAGGAUGCGAUGGGUCAAAUCGCGCAAAUCCUUAACAGCCAUCUCGAAAGUCUUGUGUGGAUCGAUGGUGCAGCACAGGAGGUCGAGUUCAAGGUCAACGAUGUAGAAAAGCGUGUACGACUAGCAUCGGAAAGCGGGGUUGGAGCUGGACUGAAGAAAGGGUUUGGUGUGAACGGCCAGCGGUGA